Messenger RNA from Serinus canaria (Common canary), 3465 nucleotides. It is a transcript of the gene CPN1, whose product is annotated as carboxypeptidase N subunit 1. The record is from RefSeq and is a predicted model, not a curated record. The transcript has 9 exons. The coding region runs from base 2229 to 3338 and encodes 369 amino acids. Lineage: Eukaryota; Metazoa; Chordata; Aves; Passeriformes; Fringillidae. Gene Ontology annotation, biological process: proteolysis. Gene Ontology annotation, molecular function: zinc ion binding; metallocarboxypeptidase activity.
GGGCGGGGACCCCGGCAGAGAGGGCGCCGGGCUUCUACAGCCCUCGCAGCCCCGUGGGCAGUGCAGCCCCAGGGCCAGACUGGUCUCAGGGAUCGCCACCUGCUGCCACGUGGCCCUGUGGAACCUUGGCAGCCAUGGCCCCUUGAGCUGCUGCCUGUGCAGCUUGGAGAUGCUGCCGAGCCAGACCUUGCUGGCAGCCAGGUGCCCUGGGGGGGCCGAGGAGAGAGCAGCUGCCUCUCCAGGCUGGGGGGCUGCACUCAGGGCUCCCUCGCAUCCCUGCCUUGUGUCCCUGAGCUGCAGAUAAGGACAGAACUUUCUGCAGGAUCUUUUGCCUUUUCAAGUCCUGGUUGAUGUGGUUAAACGCAGGGGCUGAUUAGUGCAGGCAGCCUAGUCACAUGGAAAACUGCCAGCAGGGCUGCAGGGGUGUGCAGAACCUGUGCCCCCCUCAGAGGAGCAGCCCCCGCAAACCCCACAGCACCCCAUGUCUGGCAGCACUGCUCUGGGGACAUACUGCACAGUCCUGUGCCCAUAGUAUCAUUUUCAGGGGUGCCAGGAGGUGAGAUGGUAGGCUUCCCACCUUGACUACCUCUGUGACAGCCCUGUUCAGCACUGGGAAACCUGCGUGGCACUGAGGGCAUCUGGGGCACCUCCACAGUGCAUCAAGGGCUGAUUCAAAGCACGGAGUGAGCAAAGGGCACUGGCAGUGCACCACUGGAUUUUAGACUUGCAGAACCACAUGAGAGCAGAUGGAAAGGCUGUAGGAGAUGACUCAGAUCUACCCUGCCCCAGGCAGGCAGCAUGGACAUGUGGCCCUGCUUGUAGCAUGGACCACUGUCAGGCUGGCACUUUCAGCUUGUAGCAUGAGGAAUUUGGGAAACUGUGGAUUUCCUUGAAGGACAUGAAAAGUAACUCUGAAAAGCAAGCUCAGAGUCAAUGGGCUUACAUGCAGUAAUUAGAGUUUGUGUGCCCAUAUACAUAAAGUUUAGGGGUUUGCAUACUGAAAAAGGCUGACAAAUCCUGCUACAGACUCAAACAAAGCAGAGAAUCCUUGCUGAAACCUUAUUUUUUAAAGGCUGCACAUACGCCUAAGAUUUUUCUGAGUUUUUAAUAACUGGAUUAUCUAACGAAAUCAGUUCUUAUGUCCCUGAAAUCUAACAAGAUCAAAAUAUGUGGCUCUCCUCUGGUGUCUUGCACUGAGACACUGCAAUCAAAAAAUCAUGGAAAAGCAAAAUCUUUAGCUUGAAUUUGACCUUUUUUCUUUUUUUUUUUUUUAACACAGCAAAGGCACAGGGGCUUUUGCAAGCAGCAGCUCACAAUCUGGGGAUGUGAUGCCUUUUACCCCAGGAUCCUGAUAGACAUCAUACCUGACAGCAGGGCUGCACACUGCCACUGCAAGUCUGAUCCCUGGUGUCCAGAAAGCUUACAAUGGUGCAAUGGGAGUCUCAAGAUCUGGCAAGCCAGCAUUUGUAACAACACUCUUUUUUUCCCUGACUCUUUCAUGUGACAGUCAGGCUCCCUUUUUAACUUAAUUCCCCUGUUGUCUUUCAAUCUACCAAUGCUGGCUCCAGCCUGCAAUGUGACAUUUUAUUUUCCCACAAGUAACUAACUUCUUUAAAAGGCCUCUGGGAAAGCACAACCUGUCCCUCACAUGUCCUGCUUCUCCUUCAGCAAAGCAGCAAGUCCUGUUCCAGGCACUGUCUGCUUGUGGUCUCCGAGUCUGUAUUUUGAGACCUUAUUUUAGAAAAGCCAGUGGCAAGAGACCUUUUUGGUCAUACUGGAGCUGCCUGAGGGACAGUUUGAUCCAUAUUCAGCUCAGCUGCUGAAGGUUUCUCCAGGCUCUUUUCCCUUGAGGGUGAGGAAGGCCUUAACCUUGAUCUUGGAGGUAGGUGAAGGAGAGAUGCAGACCUGGGUAUGGGGCUCUAAGAGCAAACGUAGAAGAGCAGAGGUGGGAGAAACAGUCUGUCCCCUCCACUGCCACCUACCCCAGAGCUAGGAGGCCCUGGAAGCCUGGGGCAAUCCUGCCAGUGCUCCCUGGUCCUUUUGUGCUGUCUUUCACCCAAGACCAAACCACCAGCAAAUACUCUUCCUGUGUGCUCCAAAGGCCCAAAGCAACCUGGAGGAGAGUCUGAGCUGCUCUCAGAGUGUUGUGCAAAAUGAAGCGGAGCCUAUAUGAGAACUGUGCCGCUCUCCCUCACUGAGUGGAGCCAGAGUUCAAGUAUGUUGGGAACAUGCACGGGAACGAGGUGCUGGGCCGUGAGCUGCUGCUGCAGCUCUCGGAGUUCCUGUGUGAGGAGUACCGCCGGGGCAACGAGCGGAUCACGCGCCUCAUCCAUGACACGCGCAUCCACAUCAUGCCCUCCAUGAACCCCGACGGGUACGAAGUGGCUGCCAAGCAGGGCCCAGACAGCAAUGGGUACUUGACAGGGAGGAACAAUGCCAAUGGAGUGGACUUGAACCGCAACUUCCCUGACCUCAACACACUCAUGUACUACAGCAGGGAAAUCAGCGGGCCAAAUCACCACAUCCCACUGCCUGACAACUGGAAAAGCCAGGUGGAGCCAGAGACAUUGGCUGUGAUCCAGUGGAUCAGCAGCUACAACUUUGUGCUCUCGGCCAAUCUGCACGGUGGAGCAGUGGUGGCAAAUUACCCCUAUGACAAGUCCCAGGAUCAGCGGUUCAGGAGCCACCGGCGCACGGUCAACACGCCGACCCCUGACGAUAAGUUGUUUCAGAAGCUGGCCAAGACCUACUCAUAUGCCCACAGCUGGAUGCACCGGGGCUGGAACUGUGGGGACUACUUUGCUGAUGGCAUCACAAAUGGGGCAUCCUGGUACUCGCUCAGCAAAGGCAUGCAGGACUUCAAUUACCUCUACACCAACUGCUUUGAAAUCACGCUGGAGCUAAGCUGCAAUAAAUUUCCCCCUGAGGAGGACCUGGAGAGGCAGUGGAUGGCCAAUCGGGAGGCCCUUGUUGCUUUCAUUGAAGAGGUUCACCAGGGCAUCAAAGGGAUGGUGUCAGAUGAGAACAACAAUGGCAUUGCAGGAGCAGUGAUUUCUGUCCAGGGAAUCAGCCAUGACAUCACCUCUGGUGAUAUGGGAGAUUAUUUCCGGCUGCUGCUGCCUGGCACUUACACUGUCACAGCCUCUGCAGAGGGGUACCAGCCCCUGACAGUCACAACAACAGUGGGCCCAGCUGCACCUUCAUUGGUGCAUUUCCAGCUCAAACAAGAAGUGGUGAGGAAGCCUGCGGAGCGUAAAACCUCAGGCACACGGAUGAACAACAAAGCCCUUCAGAAGAAGGUGGUGCCAAGAGCCACCCGCAGGGGGACCCAAAGAUGAGGACAGCUCAUUUGGCUGAGAGCUGGGGAAGCCGUUUACGUGAGGCCUGGCUGAUGACUCCAGCCAGUGAACUUUCCAGCAGUUCAGCAUGAAACUAGCCCAAAUUAUUAAACAAGGAAGUAUUUAA